AUGCGAGGUGAACAUUGUAUUGCGGGAGCUUCGGUCCUUUCAGCUGUAGCUAUUGUCCUUUUGGUCUUCGCUCAUAUUGGUCAAAUUGGCUCGGGAGCUUUGGUCAAUUCCAUUCAUAUGAUGGAAGUUAACGUAGCUGCCUACGGAAAUGGAUAUCAAGGAGCUACCAAUAAAUCCGCGAGCGGAUUAUACGAUUCCAAGAAUGAUAAACUUGGUUCUGAAAAAGGUUUAAGACAAUAUUAUAGAUAUGGUCUUUACAAUGCGUGCGCAUACCAAAAAGAUGGAUCAGGAAUAUGUAAUUCAUCAACAUUCGCUUAUCCAGCAGCCCCUUUAUCCAAUAUCGUUUCAGAUACACCAUCGAAAUUCCAAACUGAAUUAAAAGAUAUAAUCAAAGCUAUUACACCUAGUCCUACAUUCCAAGAUGACGCUUAUAAUCGUGGAAUGACACGAGGUGGAAGUGCUAUGAUCUUCUGCGGUUCUGUCCUUGCUGCCGCAGCUUUAAUCUUUGGUAUAUUCAAGAUUCGAAUCUUCUUCUUGGUAGCUGCUAUUUGUUCUGGAUUGGGAGCUUUCCUCUUGAUGAUUGGAGCAGCUCUUUGGACAGCAGUGAUUGCAAAAGACAAUUUCGUAAAUAUCGUCAAAGUGAAAAAUGGAAAUUCCUUAGGUAUAAUCGUUCAUGCUGGUCCAUCACUCUAUCUCGUUUGGGUAGCUUUCGCUUUGGUCACUUUAUCUUGCGCACCUUACGUUAUAGCUUGUUGCACCUAUCGAAAGUAG
Kwoniella shivajii is the source of this 771-nucleotide messenger RNA. RefSeq lists its product as uncharacterized. The transcript has 6 exons. NCBI's taxonomy places the organism in Eukaryota, Fungi, Basidiomycota, Tremellomycetes, Tremellales, Cryptococcaceae. The record is from RefSeq and is a predicted model, not a curated record. Gene Ontology annotation, cellular component: plasma membrane; cell cortex of cell tip. Gene Ontology annotation, biological process: fungal-type cell wall organization. Bases 1 to 771 code for a protein of 256 amino acids.